AGCUAGAAGCAAAAAUAAUUUCACAGCAGCAGAUGAAGUACCUGUGGAGAUAUGAAUGAUACCCAUGCUCAGAGCAGUAUCAGUGCUACAGUAGAACUGUUCCAGCUGAUUGUGUACACUCCCACCUUUACUCUGGGAUUGCUGUUCAAUGUGAUGGCUUUGUCAUUCCUGUUUCUUAAGGUUAAAAGGCUCACUGAAUCUACAGUCUACAUGGUAGCCCUUAUUUUCCUGGAUACUUUGCUGCUGUUUACUCUUCCUUUUAAAAUUAUUUCCUAUCACCUUCAGAACAACUGGAACUUGGGGUCUGUGUUUUGCUCAGCCUUGGAAAGUCUUUACUUUGUAAACAUGUAUGGCAGCAUCCUCGUUUCCCUUUGCAUCUGCAUAGACCGGUACAUUGCUAUCCGGCACCCUUUUGUGGCUCCCGUCCUACGAUCCACCAAGAAAGCUGCUAUGGUUUGUGCUGUCAUCUGCCUGGGCAUCUCAGCUGGGACUGCCUCUACUUUCCAACUGCACGGACAGGACCACAACUUCUCAUCUUGCUUCCAUAACUUCUCCAAAAGUACAUGGGAAAACAAAGGAUUGUUUAGCGCCUUGGAGACCACCUUCCUUUGCAGCUUGGCAACGAUGACCUUCUGCACCAUCCAGACCGUCAGAUGUUUGAGAAAGCGCAAAAAGCCUGACAACCCCCAAAUGUACACCAACAGGGCAGAGAAGAUAGUGGUGACAAAUCUCGUCACGUUUGUGGUCUGUUUCACUCCUUACCACGUGGCAUUCCUCUUGUAUUUUUUGGUAAAGAAUAAUGUCAUUCACAACAGUUUUCAGCAAGCCCUACGAGCCAUCCUUCAGGUCACACUUUGCUGGGCAAAUAUGAACUGUUGUCUGGAUGGGGUCUGCUAUUAUUUUGUCUUAAAGGAAUCUUUGGAAGACUCAUUGCAAAACAGUCAAAAAACAUCCAGGCGAAAGCGUUGAGCUAUGUGCUGCACAGUGGUCACUCGGAAUGCCUGCCUGGAAAGCGUCACCAUGCCAGGCAGGCCUGCCGCUCACUGCAAGCACAUCAAAGGCCACCACCUGCCGAUGUCCUAGGGCCUACAUACACCAUAUGGCAAACAGGCACACCUCCUUAGAUACAGACAAAAAAACUGCUCUCAAAAAAAAGUGACUGCUUGAAACAUCACUGAUGGAUGAAGAUGCUUUGGUUGAUGCUGCAGGGUCCUGAACCACUUAGAUAAAUGAUUUACUUAAAAUACUCAGGUCUGAAAAUAUCUCAGGAAAAUCUGCUCCUACUUUAUCUAUCUUGCAUAAUGUUUUGUGUUGGCAUUUAUGGGUAAAAAGAAACUGAAUGAUUUUCUAUAAAUGGUCAUACAUAUCUCUUUGGAUGUGAUUCCUUUUUACUUUGAAGAAAGCUUUAUUCAAUUUAGAAGUGGGAGCAAGAGGAAGGACAGCACUGAAGCAUGGCUCUACCCCGCUUCUUGCACCAAGCAGCACUUUACUCUGUAAGUAGGUUCAGUGACCUGAACACGCGGUCCUUGUGCAAUGCAGUUUUUCUUUGUGUACAGAAAACUGCAAAGUCUGGCUCUAGAUUUGUGCCCAGAUAUUCAGCUCCAUGCCUGAAACCUUUAGGAUAAUGUCCCCCAGCCACAUCCUUUCCUCCUUCCUGAA
Molecule: messenger RNA, 1659 nt
Organism: Rhea pennata
Lineage: Eukaryota; Metazoa; Chordata; Aves; Rheiformes; Rheidae
Product: G-protein coupled receptor 55-like
Exons: 2
Coding region: 52-969 (305 amino acids)
Biological process (GO): positive regulation of Rho protein signal transduction; phospholipase C-activating G protein-coupled receptor signaling pathway
Cellular component (GO): plasma membrane
Molecular function (GO): G protein-coupled receptor activity
Source: RefSeq, a predicted model, not a curated record